Diaporthe citri is the source of this 387-nucleotide messenger RNA. RefSeq lists its product as uncharacterized. Lineage: Eukaryota; Fungi; Ascomycota; Sordariomycetes; Diaporthales; Diaporthaceae. The record is from RefSeq and is a predicted model, not a curated record. The coding region runs from base 1 to 387 and encodes 128 amino acids. The transcript is spliced from 2 exons.
AUGCCCGCCAUGCCCGCCAUGGAAGCGUGCGUGGUUCUGGAAACUCGGGGCAGCCGGCUGAUCCUGAUCCUUGGAGUCCGUGGCGGGGCUGAAGAGUCGUGUCUCUACUUACUGCACCCGCUUUGGAAUCCCAACAGGCUGGGUCGGCAGAUGCCAACCGAGAACGAGAACGGGCCCGAGACAGUCAAGUGCCGCCCAUCAGUCAUCGUCAUCAGAGAGAGCCUGCAGCUGGCUGUCAGAUGCCAACUGAACCAACUGAUCUCGGACGGCAGACAUGUCAUUAAGCAGACGCCCGGCAAAGUUCGGCGGUUCGGGGACCUGUCCCAGCCUGCUGGGUCCUGGCGCGCAACCACUGCCGUGCCGUUGCUGCACUCGGACCUCGGCUGA